GGUCAAGAGUAGAACGCACUGGAGUAUUAACAGAGUCUUGUACAGCUCAAAUGUUCAAAGAACCAGUUUACGUUAUAUUUGGAUAUAAUCAUAUGCAUCUGACUGGUCGAUCCGAGCGAGUUGAAGUCUAUAGGAAUGGACAGCACAUUGCCAACUUAACCGAUGACCAGGAAUAUGAUUUUAAUAUGCCAGUGUACCAUAAUCAUAACCCACCAAUUCAACUGUUACCCGGCGAUAAAAUUGUUACAAGAUGCUUCUUCAACACGUCAGCAAUUCAACGCUGGACUUUCUUUGGUGAAGCUACCACUGAUGAGAUGUGUCUAGCUAACCUCCAUUUAUACCCAAGGUCUGCACUUAACUUUGAAGCCUUCCCCACAAUAACAGGCUUAGCAGAAGGUGAUCUAUCAUUUUGUGAUCUGUCUCAAGGAACUCCGUUCAAAGGGUGUAACUGGGCGUCUCUGGUCAAUCCCGAGAAGGAAGACUUUGUUCGUUUAUCUCAAGAUCUGUACGAUAAUUGUAAUCUUGAUGGAUUCUGUCGACCUGAAUGUAAAGAAGUUAUUCAAAGUAUCGUAUCCAGUCCAUGUUUUCAAGGGCAUACUGCCAAGUUUGUCAAGACACAUCUGGCUAAGACUAAACCAGGCCUUGAGGUUCUUGUACGUCUGCAGUCAUGUUCUGUUAAUUUGUUCUGAUGUCGAUUACUUAAAUAAAGUUUCU
Messenger RNA from Biomphalaria glabrata, 714 nucleotides. RefSeq names its product dopamine beta-hydroxylase-like. Gene Ontology annotation, molecular function: dopamine beta-monooxygenase activity. Bases 51 to 689 code for a protein of 212 amino acids. The transcript has 5 exons. The record is from RefSeq and is a predicted model, not a curated record. NCBI's taxonomy places the organism in Eukaryota, Metazoa, Mollusca, Gastropoda, Planorbidae.